Molecule: messenger RNA, 1750 nt
Organism: Marchantia polymorpha subsp. ruderalis
Lineage: Eukaryota; Viridiplantae; Streptophyta; Marchantiopsida; Marchantiales; Marchantiaceae
Source: the annotation of a GenBank genome assembly
CCAAUUUGGCAAGGCGUCAUGACACGACAUUGGGAUUCUCGUCGGUCGUUCGAGGGCGAGGGCGGGGCGGAAUUGGGCGAGUUGGGCGAAUUCGCUUUCGCUCUCAGCCGCUCACGAGCUGCGGACUUGUGGCACGGGAGCAAGCUCGGUUGGAUUCUGCGGUUUGGUUCGUGGCGAGGUGCUGAGAGCUGCGGCGGUGGUGGCUUUAAUCCGUGGUCAGCUUCGCGGGUGGAGGUCGCACGAUGAAGAAGCGCGGUCGUCCUCCUGUUGCCGACCGCGAGAGAGAUCUUUAGAGCCAGGCUUUGCAGAAGCCCAUCGCCGCACCGCUUCUCGUUGCUGCUAGGGCCGUCGCGGAGGCAGCGCUUCGCUUUUGCCUAGGCCGGCCUUGCUUCCUUCUCUCGCCACGACCAUAUUCGUGUUGAAUUCUGUAUCGAGGUUUCGGUGUCGCUUUUCUCUCUCCCGGUUUUGUGAUGACUCAUUUGCAAAUAUCUUGCCGAGCCCCGAGCCCCAGUUCCAGAUUUCUCAGAGGUUGGUGUGGCGUGUCACGAGGUCUGAUGAAGAGCCAUAAGCUGCUGUCGUUUUUCCAUAUGUGACGGUCUUUCGAAGGGAUUAGGAGAUAUGGAUGGAUCCCCUUCGUCAAUCGCUACCUCCCCUGUGGGAUCGCCCGUGAGACCCCGUUAUGUGCUGGAUCCCGACAACCUCAAGCACUUUAUGCAGUCGACUCCUUUCACCGAGCAGGAGAUUAUCAAUCUGCACAAGAGGUUUCACGAACUCAGUCGGGAUGGCCUCGACAGAAUUUUGCACGACGAGCUCAUUCAAGUCGAACAAAUGCGAGCCAACCCUUUCGCCUCGAGAAUAUGCGAGCUAUUCAGCGAAGACGGCUCGGGCGUGCUUACUUUUGAAAACUUCCUGAACAUGAUGGCCGUGUUUUCUUUCCAUACCCGCCCGGAAGUGAAGAUGGUGUGGGCUUUCGCCAUGUGGGACUUUGAUGGAGACGAUGUCAUUGGUCCGGGUGACGUGAGAUACGGAUUGAAUCUGAUCACCUGCUCCGGAGUUGCCCUCAAUCCAAGUCUGAAGAUGCUGACUCGAGUUCCUUCUGCAGCAGGCUUGGAAGACCAUGAAUUGGACGGCAUAGUAAGAGAGGUUGUUAAAGAAGUGGAUCCCGAUGGUUAUGGUCUAGGAUAUCAUGAGUUUCGAGCAGUUCUGUCUCGGAUGCCCGAUUUCAUCAACAACUUUCGUAUGUCGUUCUGGUGAGCUUAUUGCGUUGCACUUGUCCGGCUAGUUCUCACAGGUCAUGGCAUGGUCCUGUGAGUUUUGCAGUUGUUUAGCCGUAGUACCUGCCCUGUACAAGCUAGGAAGCUUAUCAAAAUGGGAAUCUGUUACAUUUUGAGGUCUCCUCUUUGGUCAGUGAAAACAAAAUAAUCUGGCAGCUGGAACGUGAAGGUCGUACGAAACCUUCGCCUCCUUUAUAAACAAGUAUUGUGAUACAGCUAGCAAUUAGUUACAGCUAAGGCCGCUGUAGCAGAUUGCGCUCAGAAAAAGACAACUCCAAUCAUGGACGAAAACAAUCCAAUAUAGAGCGUUAACAUUCAGCUGGUCUUGAGUUUACUCCAUUGUCUGUUAAGAACUAGUGCUGGAGCUUCGUUUCCACCAGUGUUCCUUUCUGACAUGUGCUCGCAAACGCAUGAAUUUUUACAAUAUAUUUGAAUCCUGUAGACGUACAGAAGUAGCUGCGGCGGAAUCUGAUUUA